AUGUCCCCGCAACAGUUCGAAAGCCAGGCUCAAGCAGCCCGUGAGCUACAAUCCCAAAUCAACACGGCUGUUAGCCGGCUCAAUUUCCCUGGUGGAAUUGGCGUCGGUAGUGCCGAGGUUGCCAAAGGCAUCAAUAAGAGCGUCGAUGCCAGUGCCGUCGAUGCCAGUGCCGUCGAUGCCAGUGCCUUCGACAAGCACAACCAGUCGGGCAUCGUCGAGGUGCACGCUCACUUCGUUGCCACCAAAAGCGAUGGGGCGAAGGCGUUUGAGCUGGAGGUUAUCUGGGGUAUUUCGUCCUUCCCAUUUUGA
This is a messenger RNA of Colletotrichum aenigma, 309 nucleotides long. RefSeq lists its product as uncharacterized. Bases 1 to 309 code for a protein of 102 amino acids. Lineage: Eukaryota; Fungi; Ascomycota; Sordariomycetes; Glomerellales; Glomerellaceae. The record is from RefSeq and is a predicted model, not a curated record. The transcript has a single exon.